Molecule: messenger RNA, 417 nt
Organism: Hirsutella rhossiliensis
Lineage: Eukaryota; Fungi; Ascomycota; Sordariomycetes; Hypocreales; Ophiocordycipitaceae
Exons: 1
Coding region: 1-417 (138 amino acids)
Source: RefSeq, a predicted model, not a curated record
AUGUCCUCGACGUGGAGGCCUGAGCAUCCGCAGCAGUUCUAUGCCCCCGGAUGGCAUGAAGAUGCCAAAACGCCCGUCGUCGACGGCAAGUACUACGACCGCGCCACAGGCGAGGUGCGCGUUGCCGACGCCGCCGAGUACGGGGGCCCGCCCGCGGUCGACAUCAUCGUCUCGAGUAUUCAUCAAGACACUGUCGGCUGCAGUACCCGCGCAGCUCGCCCAUUCCCUGUCGAGGCACUCCUGUACCAUAUCAUGCGCGUUAUCCACGAUGGGAAGCUGGAGCUUGAUUCGCUCAUUGCGACGCAGUAUGCCAUUCGCGUCGUUCUCUCGCAUGAGCUGACUGUGGAUGGAUUCGGCGACGUGGCUGACGAAAUGGUGAAUGGCAUCUGGAAGCAAGAGGGAGAACAAGCCACCUGA